This is a messenger RNA of Capsaspora owczarzaki ATCC 30864, 1610 nucleotides long. Its product is annotated as GlcNAc transferase. The record is from RefSeq and is a predicted model, not a curated record. Gene Ontology annotation, molecular function: phosphatidylinositol N-acetylglucosaminyltransferase activity. Gene Ontology annotation, biological process: GPI anchor biosynthetic process. Gene Ontology annotation, cellular component: glycosylphosphatidylinositol-N-acetylglucosaminyltransferase (GPI-GnT) complex. The transcript has 3 exons. The coding region runs from base 46 to 1572 and encodes 508 amino acids. Lineage: Eukaryota; Filasterea; Ministeriida; Capsasporidae.
UUUGUCACCGCCCAAUGCAACGCUCAUCAUCAUCACCUUCAUAAAAUGAACUCCAAACCUCAAUCUCGUCAUCAUCGGAUUUGCAUGGUUUCCGACUUUUUCUACCCGAACACGGGCGGCGUCGAAAACCACAUCUAUCAGCUCUCCCAGUGCUUGAUCCGACGCGGCCACAAGGUCGUUGUCAUCACGCACGCGUACGACGGGAUUGAGCCAAAGCACCAGCACCCAUCGUCUGAAUCUGAAUCCGAAUCCGUUCCACAGCAGCAGGACGCGUCGUCGUCGCCCACCGAGUCUGCUGCUGCUGCCACCACCCAAGCCAAGACAUCCCAGCCAGCAGGGUCGAUCGCAGGGACUCCCCGCGUUGGCGUGCGCGUCCUGAGCAUGGGGCUCAAGGUGUACUACCUGCCCAACAUUGUCUUUUACAACCAGUGCACUCUGCCGACCUUGUUCACGAAUCUGCCGUUGAUGCGGAACAUUUUCGUCCGAGAGCGCAUCUCGAUUGUGCAUGGCCAUGCUGCAUUCUCAACGCUAUGCCACGAUGCAAUUCUGCACGCGCGCACAAUGGGCAUUCCGGCCGUUUUCACGGAUCACUCCUUGUUUGGAUUUGCCGACGCGAGCUCCAUCCUGACAAACAAAUUCCUCAAGUUCUCACUGUCGGACGUGAGCCACGCGAUCUGCGUGUCGCACACGAGUCGCGAAAACACCGUCCUUCGGUCUGCAAUCGAGCCAGAGCGGGUGAGCGUCAUUCCAAACGCCGUCGACGCUUCCCUCUUCGUUCCAGACACGAGUCAGCGCGACCCUGCUUGGAUUACUAUCGUGGUGGUGUGCCGCUUGGUGUACCGCAAGGGUAUGGACUUGUUGGCAGCCAUCAUUCCAAGAGUCUGCGCAGCCCAUCCCAACGUUCGGUUUCUGAUUGGUGGCGAUGGCCCCAAGCGCCUCCUUCUCGAAGAGGUGCGCGAGCGCCACAAGCUGCACGAGCGCAUGUCGCUCAUUGGGCACGUUCCGCAUAACGGUGUUCGAGCCGUGCUCAAUCGCGGCGACAUUUUUCUCAACACGUCUCUGACCGAGGCAUUUUGCAUUGCGAUCGUGGAAGCGGCCAGCUGUGGUCUCUCGGUUGUGAGUACGCGGGUGGGUGGCGUGCCCGAGGUCUUUCCCGAGGACAUGAUGGUUUUAGCCGAGCCGACAGUCGACGAUCUUGUGCGGGCAGUCUGCGAGGCGAUUCCACGGAUCAAUGAUAUCAAUCCCGACCAACUACACCAGCGCGUCAAGAGCAUGUACAAUUGGAAUGAUGUCGCAGCGCGGACGGAAGUAGUUUACGACAACAUUUCCGGUGUCGAAGAGUCGCCUCUUGUGGAGCGCUUGCAUCAGUACUAUGGCUGCGGUCCCGUUUCUGGCAAACUCUUUGUCAUGUUUGUCUUGAUUAACACGCUCUUCUACUACUUUCUCGAGUGGCUAUGCCCUCGCGCUGGCAUCGACAUUUGUCCCGACUUUGAUACGGCUCGCUACACUAAACUCGUACGCCAAGAGCGUGAUCGAGGCCUUUCUCAACGUCGAAAUCUCGAUAUUGUUUAGUUGUGCAGAUGGCUGUGUACAGUACAUUGUUAUUCUCA